AUGACCGAAGAACGCAGCCCUCCGACCCUUCUUACGAUCCCACCCGAGAUUCGCGAAGAGAUCUAUCGCCUGAUCUUGCACCCCGAUGCCAAUCGCCAAUACCUCGACAACGACUACACCUCUUACAACUACGUUGCAGCCCUCGUGUUGUUCCGGAUCAACCGCCAGAUCUAUCUUGAAUCGCGAAAGGUGUUCCGGGACCUCAAUGUCUUCGUACGGAUCGAAACGCCAUGGCCCGAGGCUCAACAGCAUGUGGCGUACGAGGGACAUGUGCCCAUUCUGGUCACAAAAGAGAAGGCUCUCCAGUUUAGCAAUCACAGUUUGAACGUCAGUAUCGAUGCGCCAGAUCAUGUCACAAUGGAAAUCGACACGGAGCGGUUCAUCGUUCUGCAAGAGGAUCUGCCCAAGUUCACUAGGAUGUGGUACUAUGCAGACCUUUCAUACCCUGGUCUUAAUGAACGAUUGCGGCUGAAGUUGGAACUGCGGGAUCCAUUCGCUCGUGAAUGGGAAGAGCAGAGAAUGACUAAGUUGGUGCAGCGGAAAUUACUUCUGCCCUUCGGCGAGGUCAAAGGACUGGGCGAUACUAUCUUUGAGGGCGAUCUCAAGCCGUACGGAUCGAUCGAGCAAGAGUUGCGUUCUGCGCAGAGAGAGCACCACAGGAGCCCGGAGCACUGUCUGAGAGAAGCAUCGAGGCUGAAGUUUGAGGGAAAUGCACAACUGAAAGAGGGAAAUUACCACGCUGCGCUGCAGCUCUACAAUCAGGCCUGGGAAGCAAUACACGUCGUGAUCAAGGGCAGGAAGAGACACAUUCACGGCGACAUUUUCUUCGGCCGUGAGCUCACGGAGGAGCCUUUCGUUGGGAAGAAUGGACAGGCUGAGCGUCUCCUACUGCGUGUCCACCUCGUAGCAAAUACUUGUCUGGUGUAUCUGAAGCUUGAGGAAUACGAAGAGUGCUACUACUGGGGCAUGCGAAGCAUCGAAAUGCUGCGAGAAGCCAUGGGCGUAGACGGCAGACGGAGCAUUUCUCCAGAAGAUGAAGCCGUGCUUGAGUUCCCAGGUAGAGAUCAGAUGGGAAAGAUCUAUUACCGCACUGCUGUGGCGUCCAAGAUGAUGGAUGUUCUGGACGAGGCGAGAAAGCUGCUGAGGGUGGCCAAGAUCUAUUUGCCGAACGAUCAGAACGUCGACAAAGAGAUUGCUGCCACGGCGCUGAGGCUAGCAUGA
Molecule: messenger RNA, 1221 nt
Organism: Lecanosticta acicola
Lineage: Eukaryota; Fungi; Ascomycota; Dothideomycetes; Mycosphaerellales; Mycosphaerellaceae
Source: the annotation of a GenBank genome assembly